Molecule: messenger RNA, 1576 nt
Organism: Drosophila subobscura
Lineage: Eukaryota; Metazoa; Arthropoda; Insecta; Diptera; Drosophilidae
Product: putative inorganic phosphate cotransporter
Exons: 1
Coding region: 177-1568 (463 amino acids)
Biological process (GO): monoatomic anion transport; transmembrane transport
Molecular function (GO): transmembrane transporter activity
Source: RefSeq, a predicted model, not a curated record
CCCUCUCUGAAUCAAACGAAUGAAUGAAAAGAAAGUAUCUGAAGAAGGAACGGGAGGCGGCAGACACUCAGCCCAGUAGAAUCCAGCAAGACAAUCAUAGCCAUUGAAUCACAUCAUCAUCAUCAACAACAUCAACAUCAUCAUCUUCAUCACCAGGGAGUGGUGCUGCGAGAGAUAUGCCACCCGAGCAGACAGCCGAACAGACUGUGUCGGAAGGAGGCUACCAGAAGGACAGCGAUAUACCGAUGUACCUGAAGAACCGCAACUUUGUCAUCUUCAUGCUCUUCCUGGGCAUGGCCAACGCGUAUGUGAUGCGCACCAACAUGUCCGUGGCGAUUGUGGCAAUGGUCAAUCAUUCGGCCAUUGGGAGCGACCAUCAACACAGCCAGGGCGGAGAGUUUGGGUGGAGCUACAAGACGCAGGGCUACAUCCUGUCCAGCUUCUUCUACGGCUACGUCCUCACCCAGAUACCCUUUGGCUUUCUCAUCAAGUACUACGGCGCCAAGCAGUUUCUCGGCUGGGGCAUGAUGCUCAAUUCGGUGGCAGCCUUCGUGGUGCCUGUCUCGGCCCGCGAAGGUGGCCCCGUGCCCCUCGGCAUUGUGCGCUUCAUCCAGGGCCUGGGCGAGGGACCCAUUGUGCCGUGCACCCACUCCCUGCUGGCCCUCUGGAUACCGCCCGACGAGCGCUCACGGGCAGGCGCCGCCGUCUAUGCGGGCGCCCAGUUUGGGACCAUCGUCUCGAUGCCGCUGAGCGGUCUGCUGGCCGAGUAUGGCUUCGACGGCGGCUGGCCCUCGAUCUUCUACGUCUUUGGCAUCCUCAGCACCGUCUGGUGUGUGCUCUUCCUCUGGCUGGUGCACGAGAGUCCCAAGUCGUGCAAGCGGAUCAGCCAGACGGAGCGCAAGUACAUCGAUGACAGCAUCUGGGAGGCCCAGCCAGAGGACACUGGUCGCACCCCGUUCCUGGCCUUCGCCAGGUCGCGCUUCUUCUGGGCCAUCAUGGUGGCCCAUGCCGGCCAGAACUAUGGCUACGAGACGCUGAUGACCAUGCUCCCGACCUACAUGGACCGCAUCCUCGGCGUGGACCUCAAGUCGAAUGGUGUGCUCUCAUCGCUGCCCUACCUGGCCAUGUGGGUGAUGGCCAUCGUGUUUGCCAUUGUGGCCGAUCGACUCAUACGCCGCCGCCUCUCCAUUACGACCACGCGGAAGAUCAUGAACAGCCUUGGGCAGUACGGACCGGCAGUGGCCCUCAUUGUGGUGGGUUACCUACAGCACAGCCUCAUCCUCACCAUCGCCGUUUUCGUGCUGGGCCUCGGGCUCAAUGGGGCCAUUUACUCGGGCUUCAAGAUCAACCAUUUGGAUCUAUCGCCCCGCUUCGCCGGCCUCCUCAUCUCCAUCACGAACUGUGCCGCAAAUUUGAUUGGCCUCACCGCUCCCAUGGUCGCCGGCCACGUGAUCCACCUGGGCCCCAGCAUCGAGAACUGGCGCAUUGUCUUCCACAUUGCCGGCGGUGUUUACAUCUUCAGUGCCACCUUCUAUAAUCUCUGCGCCAGUGGCAAGCCGCAGUGGUAAAGCACGAC